AGCGCGCAAUAUGAUGACAUCAGCUGAUGAAUAUCAUCAUAUGGUGAUCAUAUGUUUACCUUUUAAUACAUAGAAGUAAUCAGUAUUCUCUAUAAAAAUAGAAAAUUUAGAUAUAAAGCAAUAUAAUAUUUCCACUAAUUUAUAUUAAUAAAAAAUCAGUGCAAAAAUGACCAAUUGUGACGAUAAACGAGUUUUAACAUGUAUGAGACGAACCCAGGGUGAUGGAAUGGAGUUUAUCGACGUCGAUAAAUUGGAAACAAAUAAGGGAAAUAAAAUUCGACUGGGUGAUUCUUUGAUUUAUCACCCGACAAAUUUUAAGCAGCUUAAUUCAAAACCACCAAUAACUCCCAGUGGUACAGUGGUGAAUUUAAUACCAAAAAGUACAACUCAUAUUAAAAAGGAAAAGUAUGUUUUGAGUUCAUUAAAAUCGAAGGAACCAAAAUUUGUACCCUAUGAACCUUACAAGGCAGCUGUAAAUCCGAUUAUUCCUUAUGAGAAGAAAGGCAAAAAACAAUCGAAACACAAUGCUGAUAUAAAUACGAUGAUAUCGCAAUUAGCCAUUAAGACUAAUGAUAAGAAAAUUGACGAGAAAUCCAAGAGUGAAAUAGUCAUUGAUAACAGUGAUAGAAAGGAAUAUGAAUCUGAAAUUAAGAAAUUGAAAGAAGAGAAUAGUCAGUUGGAAAAUCAACUUAAAUUUCAAACACAGGUUAAUGCAGAAUUAAAGAAUUUAUUAGUUGCUGCAGUUGGAGAGGACUUAGAAAGUAGAGUUCAUUUAUUGACGGAAGAUAAACUUCAAUUGGCUCGUGCUUUAUUAAAUUCGGCGAAAAAUCUCACGACUCAUCAGGAGCAAACAGAAUGGCUAGCGGGACAAUGCGAAGUUUGGAGGAGUAAAUUUUUAGCAAGCAGUCUGAUGGUUGAAGAAUUAGCAAAAUGGAAAGCAGCCUUAUGUCAGAGAGCGACUGAUCUUCAAGAGUCGAUAAAAAGAUUAUUCGAAGAACACAACAAAGUUAGGGACACAUCUUUACGAACAUACAGAACUCUAAGUAUUCUUAGAGAGAAUUUCGCUCCAUCUGGAGCAUCGACAUCUAAACGACACGAAUUAGCGAGUACAAAUAUUAUUGACUUGGCCGAAGGUUGUUCUCAACUUUCCGAAUUAUUGAAAGUUCAAUUAUUGAGUGGAAUGGACCAAAUAAGCCUUCGUAAGGAAAUUAAUGUUACUGGAUUAGAAAUGAAAACAGUUGCGGAAAAAACUGCGGAACAGUUACUGAUGAGUCCUAAUUUGAUAAUGUCCGGAAGGCAAGAUAUUGCCUGCAGUGCCGUGAUGGGUGCAGCGGUUGCACUAGGAGGACAAAUAUUUCUCCCCAAGAGUUCAAAUAUGCCUAAUAUUGCCUGCUGCUCACAUUGCAGUGGGGAAAUUAAACAAGUGUAAAAUAUUCCGAACUAAUCAAUUUAAAUUGUAUUAUAUAAAAAAGAGAAAUUAGAUUAUAAAUUAAUAUAUUGACCAUUGUUUGGUUUAAAAUAAGCGCAUAAAAAUUUAGGUAUAAAUCAUUAACUUCCACUAGGUACCACUAGGUACCACUAGGAACCACUAGAUACCACUAGAUACCACUAGGAAAAUGAAUUUCCUUUUUUUUAAAAUGGUGAUAAGAGAAAACUAUUUUGUAUACAUACAUUUUUUCAAUAAAAGACUAAAAUGAAUGAAAGAAUAAAAUGAAAAAUUGCUUUUAAAAAAA
Leptopilina heterotoma is the source of this 1733-nucleotide messenger RNA. RefSeq names its product golgin-45. The transcript is spliced from 6 exons. NCBI's taxonomy places the organism in Eukaryota, Metazoa, Arthropoda, Insecta, Hymenoptera, Figitidae. The coding region runs from base 167 to 1429 and encodes 420 amino acids. The record is from RefSeq and is a predicted model, not a curated record. Gene Ontology annotation, cellular component: Golgi membrane. Gene Ontology annotation, biological process: Golgi to plasma membrane protein transport; Golgi organization.